AGGCAGUUGUAUGGAAAAUGAGAAAUGUUGCCGUUGUUUUAGUUCCCCUGUGUUUCGGACUUGCUUCCGGAUUUAUUGUUCCCUCUGGCAUACAAGAGAUCAUAACUGAUUUGAAAGUCAGCGUAAAUUCUGUGCACAGCAGUGCUAGAAAGACAAGAAAUAUUCUAAGUGCAGGCACAUCCACCAUACCUAGUCCCACUGAAAAAGCUGUUAAUGGUUCUCUUAAUACAGAUUUAUAUGAACAUAGUCAGACAAAGGAGUCAGAUGUGAAAGAGAGAGCAUAUAUUUACAUAAAGCAAAACGGUAGCAAGUCCAUACGGAAUCGUCUUUAUGACUCACCUAUUCCUCAGAACAGUAACGCUCACAAAUCUUACUUGUUUAAUAUAAAAGUUUUUGAAGAGCUUCCUAGACAAUUCUGGAUUGGGUACAUGAGUCAACAAACAAAUACAGAACCAAAUAAACUUCAAUGCCAUACAAUGGAAAAUAAAAACCAGAAAAAGUUUGACACAAUUUUUUUAGAUCCUAUGAAAGCACCUCUAUUGAGACCUGGAUGUAAAAGCAAUAAAAGAUUAGAUCAAGACCAAUUCAAAUAUGUAACUGCAGAUCUCGAUUCAUUUGUGUUAAAUCCAUCCGAAAUUAGAAGUUUAAAACCAGAUCUAUCUAAAAAUAUUGGAAAUAUAAAAGGGAAGGUGCGUGAAGAAGUGGUUUCUUUAGAUAAAAUUGGACAGAAAAAUUACCUUAGUAAUGAUAAAUCACUAUUGGAUGAGUUAAUAAAACAGAAAUUAAAUGAACAUGGUAGUUUAUUUGGGUGUCGCGAUUGUUCGAAUGCUUUGAGCACAGUGAAGAAAAAUAAAUUGAGUAAUCGCAUUCUCUUGGAGGCGAUUCGUAAAUGUGGUAGCAAUUUGUUGCCACGGGAAGUUGAAAAGAGUAAACAAUGAUCAUGAUU
Messenger RNA from Maniola jurtina (meadow brown), 946 nucleotides. RefSeq lists its product as uncharacterized. The record is from RefSeq and is a predicted model, not a curated record. The transcript is spliced from 3 exons. NCBI's taxonomy places the organism in Eukaryota, Metazoa, Arthropoda, Insecta, Lepidoptera, Nymphalidae. The coding region runs from base 18 to 938 and encodes 306 amino acids.